AUGCCGCUUGGACGCCUCCUGUUCGGUUCGCAGCUGCCUACGCAGCAGUGGCGGAGCGUAUUUGGGGGCGUGCACCCGACGCUCGCCCGGUCUGCGCAGAAACGGUUCUUCAGUGGAGGCGCCGCGAAGCCGGGUUGGCGCGUCGCCCGUGAACACCGCUUCGGGCCGACGCUUCCGGACCACGCGUACUACGGCGAACAUGCCACGUUCAACUACUUUGUUCUCUUCAUCCGGGGCAUGCGACCCUACCUGGAAAAAGUUCUUGGAGACUGUGCUCUCACGAUUAAGAACGCAGCGCUCGCCGUGUAUCGGCCGGUCACCGCCUUCGUCGUGAAGCACAACCCCGAACUGAGACUGCAAUUCGUCGCUUUUGCGUCAUUCAUGGCCACUCACAUGGCGAUCACGAAGCAGUUCAACGACAUGUAUCAGCGCCUCGUGGACGUCACCUCGCUGCUGGAGCUCCAGGCGGCGCAGUUGCAUGCAUCUGAGGGCUUCUGGGAGAGUGAGUCGGAGCAACAAGAGGCGCGUCUUCAGCGCCAUGCCGAGCACAUGAAGGAUCUGGAGACAACGUGGGAAGAGGCCUUGAGAGAAGCCACCUUGUCGAGGAACUUUGACAUUCUUGUGCGCUCUUUGAGUCACGGACUCUCGGACGGUUGUGGAGAGCAUGGCAGCGACUGCACGGAAGGGACCGAACGCGAGGGGACUCAUGGGGCGCAUGCGAAGGCGGGCCACGGUGCAUCCGAUGCUCAUGGCUGCUUCGGAAAAAGUGGACAGAACGGCAUUCCGCCUUCGCUCAUGUGGAACUUCAAUGCAAUGCCCUAUGGCAAGGACAACCCAGACACGAAGACAUUCCCAAUCCCGGACCACGAACAGCCAUAUCGCGCCUUUUCUUUGGGUUUCACUGCGAACAACUUGUCCGGCAACUGGGGCGACUACAUCGACAGACAAGACAACAAGAAUGCUCUCAUGCGCCCUGCUCGUAUGAUGUUCACGGAUGUCUUCAUCCCGACGACGAAAUAA
Messenger RNA from Neospora caninum, 1020 nucleotides. RefSeq lists its product as hypothetical. The record is from RefSeq and is a predicted model, not a curated record. Bases 1 to 1020 code for a protein of 339 amino acids. The transcript is spliced from 6 exons. Lineage: Eukaryota; Apicomplexa; Conoidasida; Eucoccidiorida; Sarcocystidae.